AUGUGCGACCUCACCAAGCAAACUGAGCCUAGAAAACUGAAGGGAAGUCUCUCACCAAAUAUUUUCAACCAGAUAAAUUCACUUAACCUUAGAGGUUACAGUAAAGGCAACAAUGUUGGUACCUGGAGGCCAAUUAGUUUUCAAGUUAAGUCAGGAGGAAGUCCUAUCAUCAGACAUCAUUCGUUUAAUAAUGUAUCUGACUUUGGAUAUACACAUGGUGGUUUUGGCAAAGAGAGGUCUCAUAGUAAUGACCCCAAGAAACACAAUUUGCUCACUACCAAUGAGCAGGAAACCAUGAAGCUUCUGAAUGACCGCUUAGCAUCCUACCUGGAGAAGGUGCGGACACUGGAAGAAAAAAAUGUGCAUCUGGAGAGGAAGAUUCGAGAUUGGUAUAAUAUAAAUCACCCCCAGAUGUUGCCUGAUUUCAGUCAUUAUUUUGGAUCAAUUGAAGAACUUCAGAACAAGAUCUUCAAAUACACCACGGAGAACACAAGGGUCUCACGGCAGGUAGAUAAUACUCGCUUGGCUGCAGAGGAUUUCCAAAAUAAGUAUGAGAUUGAGGUCAACUUAAGAGCUGACAUUGAACAAGAUGUGAAGGCCCUGCGUCAUGAUCUCGGGAGUCUUAAACAAGACGUUGAAGAACUAGAUUUUCAUCAUGAGAAUCUGCAACAAGACAUCCUUCAAAAGAAGAAGACUAAUGAGGAUACAGUAAACAUCCUAUACAGCCAGCUGGGCAACAGAGUCACUGUGGAAGUAGAUGUCCCUCCAACUGCAGAUUUAAGUAAGCUGUUGUCUGAGAUUCGAGAACAAUAUGAAGACCUGAUGGAAAGUAACAAAACAGAAGCAGAAAAAUGGUUCCUGGCAAAGAGUGAAGAACUGAAACAUGAAGUGGAGUCUGGAACUCCUGAGCAACUUACCACAUUCCAGAGUGAAAAAAUUGAAUUAAAAAGAACUGUCCAGACCUUGGAAAUUGAUCAACAGAGCCAGCUAAGCCUGAAAUCGGCACUUGAAAACACAUUGACAGAAAAAAAGGGCAGUUACAGUAUGCAGUUGUCACAGUUACAGGACUUGAUCAAUCAAGUGGAAGCAAAUUUAUCCCAGAUUCGAGACAAGCGUGAAUGCCAGAAUGAGGACCACAAAGCUCUAAUGUAUGUAACAAUGCAUUUGGAGAGAGAAAUCAGUACAUACCGACUCUUGAUCGAUAAGCAGGAUGUUCAUGUACCAAGACAUUCAUCAUCUUUAUUUGAAGGCCCGACAAAAGUUGUUAGAGUUGUCUCAAUUACUGAAGAACUUGAAAGCAGAAAAAUUGUUUCUCCAAGAGAAAAAUGCAUCCCAGGGUAUUUGCCAAAGGAGAACGCAUGGCAUGCAAAGCAACUUCUUCCUAAAGGAGUCCAUCAUGAACAAGAAGACACUAACUAA
Pseudophryne corroboree (corroboree frog) is the source of this 1419-nucleotide messenger RNA. RefSeq names its product keratin, type I cytoskeletal 19-like. NCBI's taxonomy places the organism in Eukaryota, Metazoa, Chordata, Amphibia, Anura, Myobatrachidae. Gene Ontology annotation, molecular function: structural molecule activity. Gene Ontology annotation, cellular component: cytoskeleton. The record is from RefSeq and is a predicted model, not a curated record. The coding region runs from base 1 to 1419 and encodes 472 amino acids. Gene Ontology annotation, biological process: intermediate filament organization; epithelial cell differentiation. The transcript has 9 exons.